Messenger RNA from Leptosia nina, 2490 nucleotides. Lineage: Eukaryota; Metazoa; Arthropoda; Insecta; Lepidoptera; Pieridae. The record is from the annotation of a GenBank genome assembly.
AUGAGUGAAUUCAAGAAUAGUGGCAGUCGAUCUGCGUGCAACAGCAAAGGGAGCAUGAUUGUUGUUUCGAACCGCUUACCGUUUGUUUUGAAAAGAAAUGAGAAAACCGGCGAAUUAGAGCGCAAAGCCAGCGCCGGUGGCCUCGUGACCGCAGUAGCACCAGUGGUGAUACGAGGGAGUGGUAUUUGGGUGGGAUGGCCUGGGAUUCACCUCGAUAACCCCAACGAGGAGAUACCCGAAUCGGACCCUAACGACAAGGCGCCCACCGCUGGUUUGCGCUCUAAUAAGAUAGUGGCUAUUCAUGCCGAAUCGAAACUCUUCGAUAGCUACUACAACGGCUGCUGCAAUGGAACAUUCUGGCCCCUCUUCCACUCCAUGCCAGACCGCGCCACGUUCAUCGCGGACCAUUGGCGGGCAUAUAUCAAGAUUAACGAGGAGUUUGCAGAAAAGACCGUGCACGCGUUGAAACUCUUGAAGCAGACGGACCAGAAGAAUGGCUCCCCACCUAUCGUCUGGGUGCACGACUACCAUCUUAUGUUGGCCGCCAACUGGAUAAGACAGCGCGCUGAAGAGGACGAGAUAAAAUGUAAAUUGGCAUUCUUCCUCCAUAUUCCGUUCCCGCCGUGGGACAUCUUCAGGCUCUUCCCUUGGUCUGAUGAAGUGCUGCAGGGGAUCCUUGGUUGCGACAUGGUCGGCUUUCACAUAGCGGACUAUUGUCUCAACUUCAUUGAUUGCUGCCAAAGAAAUCUCGGCUGUCGUGUUGACCGCAAGAAUUUAUUGGUCGAAUUGGGGGGUAGAACCAUUUGUGUUCGCCCCCUACCCAUUGGAGUGCCGUUCGAUAGAUUCGUCACAUUAGCGCAGAACGCAAAAGCCGUCCUGUCGACGAGCCAAAAAGUCAUCCUGGGCGUAGACAGACUGGACUACACGAAAGGCUUAGUCCACAGACUCAAAGCCUUCGAAAGGCUCUUAGAGCAACACCCGGAACAUAUUGAAAAGGUUAUAUUACUACAGAUUUCGGUGCCAUCAAGAACGGACGUAAAAGAGUACCAGGAUUUGAAAGAAGAGAUGGACCAAUUAGUGGGCAGGAUAAAUGGCAGGUUCACAACGCCCAAUUGGUCGCCAAUAAGGUAUAUCUACGGAUGCGUCGGUCAAGAUGAGCUGGCCGCAUUUUACCGCGACGCAGCUGUUGCACUGGUCACCCCAUUGCGGGACGGGAUGAAUCUGGUCGCGAAGGAGUUCGUCGCUUGUCAAAUAAACACACCGCCCGGCGUCUUGAUCGUCUCUCCGUUCGCCGGAGCGGGAGAGAUGAUGCACGAGGCUCUCAUCUGUAAUCCGUACGAAUUAGAUGACGCCGCUGAAGUAAUACAUCGAGCGUUGAUAAUGCCAGAAGAUGAGCGCACGGUCCGUAUGAACCACUUGCGCAGAAGAGAACAGCUGAACGACGUGGACAGCUGGAUGAAGAACUUCCUCAAAGCGAUGGACUCGUUAGAGGAGGAGGCUGAUGAUAUAGGCGCCACUUCCAUGCAGCCUGUUACUAUUGAUGACUUUGACGAAUACUUGUCGAAGUACAUUGGCUACACCCAGAAAUUAGCUUUAUUGUUGGACUACGAUGGAACUCUGGCUCCUAUUGCACCACAUCCAGACUUGGCUACCUUGCCUCUGGAGACCAAGCAUACGCUUCAGAGACUAUCAAACAUGUCCGAUGUUUAUAUCGCCAUUGUAUCCGGCAGAAAUGUCAAUAACGUUAAAGAAAUGGUGGGCAUCGAAGGCAUAACAUAUGCUGGUAAUCAUGGUCUGGAGAUAUUGCACCCUGAUGGCAGUAAGUUUGUCCACCCCAUGCCGAUGGAACUGCAAGAUAAAGUCGUCGAUCUACUAAAAGCCUUGCAGGAACAGGUGUGUAGAGAUGGCGCAUGGGUAGAAAACAAGGGAGCUUUGUUGACCUUCCAUUUCCGAGAGACACCAGUGGCUAAGAGAGCUGCGCUAGCGGACACUGCGCGAAGGUUGAUCACGGAAGCUGGAUUCACACCUGCGCCAGCGCAUUGUGCUAUUGAAGCUAGACCACCUGUGCAGUGGAAUAAAGGUCGUGCUUCAAUUUACAUCCUAAGAACAGCUUUUGGACUGGACUGGAGUGAACGAAUCAGAAUUAUUUAUGCCGGUGAUGACGUUACCGAUGAAGAUGCUAUGUUGGCCCUGAAAGGUAUGGCAGCCACGUUCCGUAUAGCGUCUUCGAACAUCACAAAAACCUCGGCGGAGCGCCGUUUGUCUUCCACGGAUUCCGUGCUCGCUAUGCUGAAGUGGGUCGAGCGACACUUUUCCCGGCGCAAGCCCAGAGCCAACUCGCUGACGUACAAAAGUGCAAGGAUGGCCAGGGACACGCUCCAGAUGCACGUCUCUUAUCAACUCCCCACUCGAUCUCCCAAAAACACCCCCCCUCGCACGCCAGAUAAAUUUUCUGAUAAAUCUAAUUCGAGCGGAUCCGAGUCUAGUUAA